Prorocentrum cordatum is the source of this 1511-nucleotide messenger RNA. The record is from the annotation of a GenBank genome assembly. NCBI's taxonomy places the organism in Eukaryota, Dinophyceae, Prorocentrales, Prorocentraceae.
AGGGCAAGCCGCGCGCCCACCCCCAGUGGUGCGUGGUCGCCAAGGGCAGCUGUUCGAUCACGAGGAGGGACGCCGCCUCUGGCGAGACCCGGCAGCUCGGCACGCUGUACCACGGCAGCCACUUUGGCGAGAGGUCGAUCCUGCGGGACGACGCGUGUUCCGAGUUCACCGUGGACGCGGGGCCCGAGGGGCUCACGGUGUUGGCGUUCGACCGCGACAUCCUGAAGCAGGUCACCUCGCGCCUCGACCUCGACAGCGAGGGCAACACCCCGGGCACACUUGGCAAGGUCGCCAUGUCCGCGAAGCCGGACGAGUACAUGAUGAUGGUGUGCAACGACAUGCAGUGCCGGGGUAUUACGGGCCCCGCGGAGUCCGCGAGCGUCCUGGAGCCGUUGUCCAAACUCGGGGAGGGCGGCUUCGGGGACGUAUUCUUGGUGAGGCGUCGCCUCGGGGUGCAGGCCAGAGCGCGGCAGGGGAGAGGUCCAGAGUCCAGCGGAGAGGCGGUAUCCGUCCGGAGCAGGGUGACCCAGCAGCAGUACGCGCUGAAGCAGAUCUCCAUCGCGAAGUGCAGGGAGACGGGCGCCCUGGACCAGGUGCGAACGGAGAGGGACAUCAUGGCCAGGAUGGACACGCCCUUCAUCGUCCACUUCCACGGGGCUUUCACCGACGAGGUGCACAUCUUCUUUGUGAUGGAGGCCGUCACGGGGGGGCACAUGUUCGGGCUGCUGUGCAACCACUCGGACGUCCUGUUCUCCGACAGCCGGCCGCGAGGCUCCGCCGCAAUGUUCUACAUUGCGUGCGUGGCGCUGGCGCUCGGCUACUUGCACGAGCGCUUCAUCGCCUACAGGGACAUCAAGAUGGAGAACGUGCUGCUGGACUCCCGCGGCUACGCCAAGCUGUGCGACAUGGGCUUCGCCCGCUUCGUGCUGGGGAAGACGAACACCUUCCUGGGCACCCCCGACUACAUGGCCCCAGAGAUCAUAGACCCGCCGCACGCCCACGACAAGAACGUGGACUGGUUCGCCCUCGGCGUGCUCGCCUGCGAGCUGCUCACGGGCCAGGGGCCGUGGGACUACCACGCCGAGAGCUGCGGGAACCCGCUGGAGAUGAUGCUGGCCAUCCGGGAGUGCCACGGCGCGGGCCUGCCCGCGGGCCUGCUGCCUGGCAGGCAGCCGCAUGCGCAGGAUCUGAUCAGGCAGCUGCUGAGAGAGAAGCCUCGGUCGCGGCUCGGGGGCGGCCAGGGCGAUGCGGCGGAGGUGAUGGAGCACCGCUGGUUCGUCUCGGCCGGCUUCGAUUUCCACGCGCUGCGGGAGCGCAGGCUGGCCAGCCCUUGGACGCCCCCUGCCGGCCCGACGGAGCCGGAGCCGGAGCCGACGGCACCGUGCGGCCGCCGCCGGGUUGGGCCAUGCACGGGGAGCAGUUGCGGGAGUUUGUGUGAGGGCCGCGCGCGCGCUCCUUGCUCUGGCUUCGUUCCCGCGCGCGCGCGUUUCUGUUUCGAGCCGAGCCCCUAG